Messenger RNA from Andrographis paniculata, 1138 nucleotides. RefSeq names its product salt tolerance receptor-like cytoplasmic kinase 1. The transcript is spliced from 2 exons. NCBI's taxonomy places the organism in Eukaryota, Viridiplantae, Streptophyta, Magnoliopsida, Lamiales, Acanthaceae. Bases 1 to 1110 code for a protein of 369 amino acids. Gene Ontology annotation, cellular component: plasma membrane. The record is from RefSeq and is a predicted model, not a curated record. Gene Ontology annotation, molecular function: protein kinase activity; ATP binding. Gene Ontology annotation, biological process: protein phosphorylation.
AUGUGGCUCAUAGGUAAUUUGUCCACGUCAAGUACGAGGACAUACAUUAUCAUAGGGGCCAUCGCGUUCCUCAUUAUCCUCACCAUCUGUUUAAGAAAAUGGGCUCUUCAUUUAAAUAAACAGAAGAAACCCGACGCGCCACCGCAGCCGGCAGACACCGCCGCCGCCGGAGGAUGUGCAAUUCGGACAUAUUCUCUGGAGGAGCUGAAAAUAGUGACGGCGGAUUUCAGUGUACGGAUUGGCGUCGGGGCGACGUCGUACGUGUACCUGGCGGAGCUGGGCGGCGGCAGAAGGGGCGCCGUGAAACGCGUUAUGGAGGCGCGUGGCGGCACGCAGAAGAUAUUCCUGGACGAGGUUUCGGUGCUAUUAAGGAUAUCACAUUCCAACGUUGUCGCCUUGCUCGGAUUCUGCCUGGAUAAAGGUGAACAGCUCCUGCUUCUAGAAUACGUCCCGAACAAAACCCUCUUCGACCGGCUGCACACCCGGUCCGCCGCCGGCGGCGGCCGCCUUUCGUGGGCGGAGCGCCUCCGCGUGGCCCUCGACAUCGCCUACGCCGUCGACUACCUCCACUCGGUGGCGGACCCGCCGAUCAUCCACCGCGACAUCAAGUCGUCGAACGUCCUCCUCACCCACGACGGCCGCGCCAAGCUCGCCGACUUCGGCUUCUGCAAGCUCGGCGGCGCCGCCUCGGGCGACAAGUCCGCGCCGACUCCGAUCGCCGUCAAGGGCUCGCUCGGCUACGUCGACAUUAAUUAUCUAAACACGGGGAUCGUCUCCACCAAGAGCGAUGUCUACAGCUUUGGAGUUCUGCUCCUGGAGCUCGUCACGGGACUGAGGUCCCUUCAGGGGUCGUUUACCCUGCCGGAGUGGACGGAGGACCGCCGGAAAAGCGCCGACGUCGGCGUCGUCGCCGGAAUGGUGGAUCCGAAUCUCGACGGCGACGUGGAUUUGGAGCAGCUUAGGGUUUUGGUCGACGUCGCGAAUUUGGCUUUGCUUUCGGAUUCUGAGGCCAGGCCUGAUAUGGCGGAGAUUGCUUAUAGAAUUUCCCAGUGCCUGGAAACUGAUCCUGGCCGUCGCCAUUGUCGUCUUCAACCAGAGCUCCCUGUUUAAAAUUGUAUACACAUAUGUGUAUGUAUAU